Poecilia latipinna (sailfin molly) is the source of this 2037-nucleotide messenger RNA. RefSeq lists its product as uncharacterized. The record is from RefSeq and is a predicted model, not a curated record. Gene Ontology annotation, biological process: lipid transport; lipoprotein metabolic process. The transcript has 4 exons. The coding region runs from base 94 to 1647 and encodes 517 amino acids. Gene Ontology annotation, cellular component: membrane; extracellular region. NCBI's taxonomy places the organism in Eukaryota, Metazoa, Chordata, Actinopteri, Cyprinodontiformes, Poeciliidae. Gene Ontology annotation, molecular function: lipid binding.
AAACUGAGACCAACUGCUCUGGUUUAACGGUUCUUAAUCAGUAGCUCUGGAGAGCUGAAGGCUGCAGAACCGCAACGCUGAGAAUCCAACGACAUGCCUGGAGAAAGGUGGAGGCGGCUGCAGCGCACCUUGUGUCAGUACGUCACUGAUACUCUGACUUACAUGGCAACGGUGAAAGAUUUUUAUGAGAUAUUCUCAGAAUGGAAGGACUGCAGGGAAAUGGAGUAUGUGAAAAUGAUGAGUAUCAAAGAAAUGGCUGAUAAAAUUGACCCCACUUUUGCCAGGUCAGAGGGCAAAUGGCCGUCUUUUUGUAAAUACGUCAAGAGCAGCUUGCAGCUCAAGGCGGAGAGUAAACUGUUAGAUCUGGAAAAGACGCUGGCUGAAGUGCUGGAAGACACGCUGGGAGGUCUGGAGGAACUCAACACUUUCUUGGAUGCAGUGGAGAAGCUGGCGGUCACUUCGCUCCAUGUGUUCACUGAGAACCAGAUCAUCUACCUUCCUGAAAAGAUCAGCUUUGAUGAUGUUCAGGCUGUAAUCAGCUCUGCACAACAAAUCUGUCCUCUCAUCCUGGAGUUCAAAAGAGAUGCAAAGACCUUCUUCCUCCCAAACCUUCACAAUGUGGAGGUUCUGGCAUUCCAGCUGCAGAAUUACAUCGACACCGCCAACAGGAUAUGUGUAAUUCACAGCCAGAGCGUUAACUUUGACAUUUGCAUGGAAAUGGCUGAAGAAAUUGCAGUGAAUUCUGACGACCUGUGUGAAAACGACAUGCAAAAGAUGACAGAUCAGAUUAAACUACUGGACAAAAUCAGGAUGGACGAGGACUUUCGGAUGGAGUUCCUGUUCCAGGAUGUCUCUUCAGCUGGUUUCAUCAGCAUCUUUAAUGAGCAACAACCCAAACUGCUAAAGUUUCUAGACGACGUGGAGCAGUGUGCCGCUCAGCUAGAAAAGAUGAACAAAGGAGCAAAGAUCUCCAGUAUCACAAGCAGCUCAGUGGGAGCCGCUGGUGGCGUCCUCUCCAUUGUUGGUUUGGCCUUAAUCCCAGUCACAGCCGGACUGUCUGUGGGGCUGACCAUCGCCGGUGUGUCGAUGGGGGUAACAAGUGGAGCCAACAGCUUGGUAACCACCUUAACAGAGGUGGGAGUUAAUUCUAGUCAACAGAAAAAAGCAAAUGAAGUCUUUGGAAAGUUCUAUGAGGAUUUCCAAAAGGUCCAGGAUUCUCUUGAUGAGGUGAUGAAACAAGUAAUUAAUCUGGAGCAAAGUAACAUAGAGGUGUUGUUGGGAGUAGUCAGGAGUGCUCAUAAACUAUACACCAUAGGAAAGGGUAUUGAUUCCAUCGUUGAUAGUGCUGAUGUUGGUCAGGCAGCAGUUAAAGGGCCUCUCGCUCUCACCAGGGGAGCCAGAGCUGGCUUCAUUGCACUUAAUGUCCUCUUCCUCGGCAUGGAUAUAUUCUUUAUCGCCAAAGAAAGCCUGACUCUGGCUAAAGGCAGCAAGACUAAAGUCUCAAAGUUCCUCAGAGCCAGAGCUGCAUUGUUCCGCUCGCAGAUAGAGUCAUGGGAGAAGAUCUGCAACUCUUUGUGUCAAAGCAAACUGACCAAAGAAGAAAACAAAAAUAUCCUGCAGAUGGCAUUUCUUCAAGACGACAAAUAAGAAACUAGAUCUGAAGGGAUAAAGAGAACAAAAGUAUGGAUGACAUUGAAAAAAGGUACAUUGUGAACGGCAUAAUGGAGGAGCACUACUCCAUGUUGAAGGUGGAUUGUCAGAAAGAGCAGGAGUUUCUUAAAGAGACAGAAACCUAAUUUCAAGGCGUUGAAUUGUGAAGCUAAAUUCCUUUUCAUAUUUGAUAUAAACAGCAUUUUUAUAACAACUGAAGGUAAUUGGUUGUAUCUUGAUUGUGCUAUAAAACGGCAACUUGUACCUGGGAAAUUCAUAAUUCUGCCUCUUUAAGAAUUUAGUUAAUUCAUUUGCAAAUGAGACUAUUUGAAAUAAUGUAAACAUUUCCAGAUGUGCUUGCAGAAGGAAUUUGAUUAGUUUUUAUUU